Coffea eugenioides is the source of this 3260-nucleotide messenger RNA. RefSeq lists its product as uncharacterized. Bases 574 to 3060 code for a protein of 828 amino acids. NCBI's taxonomy places the organism in Eukaryota, Viridiplantae, Streptophyta, Magnoliopsida, Gentianales, Rubiaceae. The transcript has 5 exons. Gene Ontology annotation, biological process: activation of GTPase activity. Gene Ontology annotation, molecular function: GTPase activator activity. The record is from RefSeq and is a predicted model, not a curated record.
UCCACUGUUUCCACAAUCACCACUUUUUUCCUUUUUCCCUUCCCCCAUUAUUUCCUCUUCAUUCUUUCUCUUCAACCUCUUCUAACCAGAAAGAACCAAAUUUCUUAUUCUAUCCUUCUCUCUCAUCUCUUAUUAUUAUUUUUUUGUAUCUUAAAGAAGAAAUCAGAAAAAUAAAGGGUGUAGAAAAGAAGAUAUAGCUGAUCACCAGAAGAUUAUAUUAAGUAUCCCUCCCAAUUUCAGCUCUUUGCAGCUUGAUUUUCUCUUAUUUAAAGAAUUCAUUUAGCCCCUCCUCUGAUUUUCAGCUCCUUUCUCUUUUAGUUUUCUGCAACUUUCUGGCUAAUAUUUCUCCAAAAUUGCCUCUCUUGUUCCCUAAAUUUCUUGUUUUCUUUGCUGUAAAGUUCCACGAUUGAAGCGAACCUUUUAAUUUUAUUGAAUUUUAGACAAAUGGGUCUGAUCAAAAUCCCAACUCUUUCCCAUAUCUUCAACCUGUAGAGCUUUUUCAGGAGCUUUUGCCAACUGGGUCUUGGAAAAUUUAGGUUUUCAGCUGAAGAAUCUGUAGAAAUUAGGGCUAAGAUGGCCAUUUCUCCGGUGCCAAUGGAGCCAACUGGCGGGGCAUUGACUGAAACGACCUUGAAUUCUGAGGAUUCUCGUCGUUUUGGGAAUCUUAGAGGUGUCCAGUGGCGUAUUGAUUUGGGGAUUUUGCCCUCUUCCCCUUCCUCCUCCGUUGAUGAUCUCCGCCGUGUCACAGCUAAUUCCCGUAGAAGGUAUGCUGCUCUGAGGAGGCAGCUUCUAGUUGAUCCACAUUUGCCAAAGGAUGGAAGUAGUUCUCCUGAUCUAGUGAUUGAUAACCCGUUGUCACAAAACCCAGAUAGUAUGUGGGGUCGCUUCUUCAAGAAUGCUGAAUUGGAGAGAAUGGUUGACCAGGAUUUAACGCGUUUAUAUCCUGAACACGGUAGUUACUUCCAGACAUCUGGAUGUCAGGGCAUGUUAAGAAGAAUUUUGUUACUGUGGUGUCUUAGGCACCAAGAGUAUGGUUACAGACAGGGAAUGCAUGAACUCUUAGCACCGCUCUUAUAUGUUCUCCAUGUUGAUGUUGAACAUCUUUCUGAAGUGAGAAACACGUAUGAAGACUACUUCACGGACAAAUUUGAUGGAUUCUCUUUUCAUGAAAGUGACUUGACAUAUAAAUUUGAUUUUAAGAAAUUCUCAGAGUUGAUGGAAGAUGGGAAUGGAUCUGGAAAAGUUGCCGCAAAUGCUAGCAGCCUCAGUCAACUUGAUCCCAAUAUACAAACUAUUGUUUUGCUGAGCGAUGCAUAUGGGGCUGAAGGUGAACUUGGUGUUGUCUUAUCUGAGAAAUUUAUGGAGCAUGAUGCAUAUUGUAUGUUUGAUGCUCUGAUGAAUGGGUCUGGUGGUGCUGUUGCAAUGGCAGAGUUUUUUUCUCCAUCUCCUUUUGCUAGUUCACAUACUGGGUUCCCACCCGUGAUUGAAGCUUCUGCUGCAUUGUACCAUUUGCUUUCUCUGGUAGAUUCAUCUCUUCAUACUCACCUUGUUGAGCUAGGGGUAGAACCUCAAUACUUUUCACUGCGCUGGCUACGGGUCCUAUUUGGGCGGGAAUUUGCUCUGGAAGAACUUUUGAUAGUCUGGGAUGAAAUAUUUGCUUGUGAGAAUUGCAAGCUGAAUAAAUUGGCAGAAAACGAUGUGGAUACAAGCUCUGGAGUACUUGACUCAUCUAGGGGUGCAUUUAUCUCAGCUUUUGCAGUUUCAAUGAUACUUUAUUUGAGAUCUUCUUUGCUUGCCACUGAGAAUGCUACUUCCUGCCUAAAGAGAUUGCUGAAUUUUCCGGACGAUGUAAAACUGGAGAAACUGAUUAGGAAGGCAAAAUCCUUGCAGGCACUGGCAGUGGAUGCAAACAACUCAAACCCACUGCUUACUCAAGCAGGAAUGUUUGAAAGGAGUGAGUCAGCAGCUGUUAGAGGACAUAGCCUUUCAUUUGAUGCCACUUCUCCAAGAACUCCCCUGACUUUAGUGCCUGAUAGCUACUGGGAAGAAAAGUGGCGGAAUCUACACAAAGAAGAAGAACGCAAGAAAGAUGCCUUAGAAAAACAAGCUCCAAGCAUCAGGAAGGGUUGGUCAGAGAAAGUGAAACUGGGCUUGUCUAGAACUGAAUCUGCUCCAUCCUCAUCUAGUGUUGAUAAGAGGAAAAAGGACCCAAAACUAUCUGUUAGGAGAAAUUUGUUGGAAGAUCUGGCCCGGCAGCUUGGAGCUGAUGAAGACACACAGAGCAUUAUGGAUGAUGAACGUGCAGAUGUGAAAGAUCAAGGGGUGGAAGAUGGCCAGGAUUUUAAUGAUAAAUUUGCUUGUACAACUGAGCAGACAUGUUUGAGUGGUAAUGCAGGUAGUGAAGAGAACUCUUCUAUUUUCUCUGAUCCACCAAGCCCUAUAAAUGGGGUUAAUGAUCAUGGAAAUGAAUCAGGGAGAAGUAGUGUUGCUUCAAAUUCAUCAAUUGAUGAACAUGAUGGUGGUACAAAUACAGCAGAACUUUGUGCACAUAAUCCAGAAGGCUUACCUCUUCCAGUGUCUGAUUCACCUGAUGAUGUCUCUUUAGAGGCCAGUCCAAAUGAUCAGACUGCUGCAGAAAAAUCAACAGUUGGCUUGAAAGAAAGGAAGCUGCUAUCUAAUAGUAAAUUUCAAUGGCUAUGGAAAUUUGGACGGGGUGGUGGUGAAGGAAUACCUGAGAAAGGGCAAGUCUCUGAGGCAAAUAAAGGUUGCAGCAACAGGUUUGAUCAUGAUAGUGUUACUCGCUGUUCUGCAUCUAAUGGAGGAGUCAUUUUGUCUUCUGAAAGUAGCAAAGGGGAGACUGUUGACCAGAAUGUCAUGCUCACUUUGAGAAAUCUUGGGCAGUCCAUGCUUGAGAAUAUCCAGGUGAUCGAAUCAGUUUUCCAGCAAGAUCGAGCUCAAGCAGCGCCCGCCAAAAACGUUCUUGUCGGUAAAGGACAAGUUACAGCUAGGUCAGCCUUGAAAGAGCUUCGGAAGAUUAGCAAUCUUUUGUCUGAAAUGUGAGCUGGGAAUUAUCUGUCAACUUUGUACAUACGAUUUUUUUUGUAAUUACUACAUCCUGAGUGCAAAAUAAAGACCAUUCAUCGGCUUUUUAUACCUCUUUCACGUCUGGUCAUACCAAUUUUGUAAUGUAUCAAGACUGUUAUGUAAAUACAGAUUUGUUUCAAUAAAAUUUGAUCAAUAUUGUUAAAGUUUGGAGAGCA